Molecule: messenger RNA, 17577 nt
Organism: Cavia porcellus (domestic guinea pig)
Lineage: Eukaryota; Metazoa; Chordata; Mammalia; Rodentia; Caviidae
Gene: Sh3pxd2a
Product: SH3 and PX domains 2A
Exons: 8
Coding region: 7673-10483 (936 amino acids)
Cellular component (GO): cytoplasm
Molecular function (GO): protein binding; phosphatidylinositol binding
Source: RefSeq, a predicted model, not a curated record
CCCUCCUCUGCAGCUAUACGUUAUUUCCAUCUGGCAGGGAGAGGCCAGGAAGCUGAGGGUCCCCCUGUUGGUCUGGGCUGCAGGCCAGUAGCUUGCCUGGUGGUGGAAGAAUGUCUCCCCGGCUCAGGAUAAUUAAGUGGCUUUUGUUAACGUAAAGGCAGGGUGGCAGUUUGGGUAUAGGUGCCCAGCCCUGCUCAGAGACCUGUGCCACCCAAGGCCUGUGCAGAAGGUAGCUUCCAGCUAAGGGGUGCCCAAUAGCAGCUUCCCCUGUUGGGACGAACUUUCAAGCCAGGGUUGAGGCAAAGGCAGGGGGAGCCAGCCACCUGAGAGCGGAGGAGGGAGGCCCUGAUGGUCACUGCAGGGUCCAGAGCCCCAGGCCCCAGGUGAAUUGUCUGGCUGAUGUCUGAGCAGUGAGCUGGAAUCCACUGGGACCUGGGGACAAGGGCCCAGGCAGCAGAUGAAGCCAGGACUCAGGCCAAGGAGGGUUCCACAAGAACUGUCUUCUUUAGGAGCUGGUACAGGGUUCAGCCAUGCUGUCGGCUCCUGGAGGGUUCUCUGGGUCCCCGGUUCUUACAGAGUGGGCCAGAGUGCCUUGGUAGCACAAGUCACAGCAGGCGGAGAAAGGAGAGCACAAGUCUGGCAGCCAGUCUCCAGUGGGCUCGUGUGGCCCCUGCAGGGCCAGGAUGGGCCCUGGGCUCUGGGCCAUGGCCAUGGCCAGGGGUACGUCCUCAGCCUGCUGGGCAGUUCUGUACUUGACUCCUCACAUCUGGUUUCGCUUUCAGUUUAUUUGCUGGGGCCAGCCCCCAUGUGCAGCAGCAUCUCUGGCCUGUGCCUGGUGUACAGUCCCAGAGGGGUGGGCCUGUUCCACCCCUGCCCCUCAGUACCAUUCCAGGAUUUUGAAACCUGAAAGAAAGCAAAGAACCUCCAGGCCAUUUGAUGCAUAGGGCAGUAGCUGUGGGUGUAAGGUCAGAGCGAUGGAGGUAGCGAGUCUCAUGAGGGUAGAAGCGGCCUGGGUGUCCCUGGCACCUGAUUUCUGUGCUCUGGGUAGCAGGUAGCUGUCCAGAGGCCAAGGAGGUGCCUCUGGCUCCAUGCCUCUCAGGCCAGGCUCAGCCCUUGGCAAGGUGGUUAGCAGUAGUACUGCCCACUAGCCAGUCUGAGUGCCUAGAGUAAGGCCUGGCCCUUGUCUCCAAGUGGCCACCAUGGUCUCCUUCCUGCACAACUUUGUCCUCAGUCUUGGUCCUGCUCUCAGCUCCCUCCCCUCUCCCAAAGGAAGCUGGCGCUACUGGCUGUGAAGUCCUGAGACCCAGAGAGAGGGGGUCUCAUGGUAGAAUGUGAGGUGCCAGGGCAGGGGGUACUUGCUUGCUUGCUUGUUUGCUCGGGAUCCUUCACCUGAAAGAGACAGAGGCCCACCUUGGUGUUAGGUCAGUUCUUCCCGGAAGUGCUGGCUUGCGGAUCCACUACCUCCUGCCCAGCAUGACUCAUCACAGCUAUAUACAACAGCAGGAGGUGGGGAUCCCUGAGGAGUCUUUGGGGACCAGUCACAUGUAAGGAAGGUUGUCCUGCUUUAAGGCCCUGUGAUUCCCAGAGCUGUGGUGCCUUUCCCUUUCCCCAUCCCAUAGCCAGCAUCCUAGGAAUACUUAAAGAGUCCUGCCUGGCACUGGGGAAGGAGGGCCUAGGAAAAUUAGGCAUCAGCAUUAAUCCUGGACAUGCUGGGCACCCCCUAAUCUGCUUAAAGUUACCCAUGGCUGGUUGAGGGGCCCCAGGGCUCCUGUUCCCAGCAUCACCUGUGGCUGCCCAGGCUGGUACACAUCCUUUGAGGAGAUGCUGUUCCCACAGUCGGGAUUCUGCCCACCACCCACUAGCUGUAUGGCUUGUUUUCCCUUCUAUGAAAUGGAGGUAUCCUUGUGGCCACGUGGUGAAAGUGACAGCAGAGCAGAUGACCUCUCUGCUGACACCCAGGUCUGAGUCCGUGGCUGGGUAACUCACUAGUGGCCUGGGUAUCAGCAGAGAUCCUUGGUUGUACGUGGCUUUUCUGUUUCUCUGGUGGAGACAGAUGCUCAACCACAGCUAUUUACACAGGGUCAUGAAAUGUGCUAGGGUCCCCAUGCAGACCUACCCUGUCACCAUCAAGAGCCAGCAGGCCUGGGGUUUACAGCUAGCUUAGACAGAGACACUGAGCCAUCAGGGGAAGAGGGCUGAACUUCAGGUCCUGGGAGGUGGUACCUUGAAGAGGGAGCGGGAGGCCAGCUGUGGGACAGGGGAGGCAUCUUGUGCAUCCUUCAGAGCUGGCUUGGCAAGGAGUGGUGAGUGAGAAGGCUUUUGAACUCUGGAACAAAGACCUCGUUGUAAUGCCUUUGACCUGGGACAUGUGGGUGAAUUGAGACAUUUCCAGUGGCAUUGUUGGGGUGAUAGCCCUAGUCAGCACCUCCUGCCUUCCACUGGCUGCCAGGUCUCUGUCCGUGUGCCUUCUUGCUUACUGGGAGUCUCUCAGAUGGAAGGUCUAUGCCUGCCCAUCAGGGGCCUCUGGCUGGGACCACAGGCGCCUGGAGGGUGGCUGUGAGCAGGCCAGCAAGUCUCUGCUACCCUCUUUCUGAAGAGAUGUGUCUGAAGGCUGCGCUGGGCCCUGCACGUCACAGAACCCCUCCACCAGAGGCACGGAACAGCCCAUGCAUAGAAGGCACUGGAACCAUUUUCAGCUGAAGAACAGGCAGAGGAGUUAAGUAAUUUGUCUUGAUGUGGAAACUUGGAGGUUGGUCCCCUUUCCAGGGCCCUGGGGGAUCCUGAGAGCAGGCUGAUCAGGGCCAAAAGUCCAGUAAGCGUGCAUUGGCAGGGCCGCAAGCUGGGAUAGUUGAGGUGUCUGUGAGCUCCCCGAAACCCCUGCUGAAGGGUGUUUCUGCCAGUCAAUGCUUGUGGAUAGUAGUGGCUCCCGCUCCUGACUGAUCCUCUGAGUGCAGAGGCAGGCUGCAGCUGAGAUCUCUCUGGAAGGCAAUCUGUUCCCAGAUAAGCCUGUCUAUCUCAGAAACACAGAGGGGCAGAAACAGCAGACACUCAGAGUGGACCUGGGAGCUUAGGAAAAGGGAUUUUGCUCAGACUUGCUUUCUUCCCCCUCCACUGUGUAACAGGGUUACGGACAGCAAAACGUUUAAACAGCUGUGUGCAUUUGUCAUUAGGCCAUACCAGGGCAUGCAGCACGCUUUUUGGCUCUGUUUGUGGAAAUCCUCCCACUUUGACACGUGCAUCAGUAUCAAGAUGCUUUCUUUGUAAGACAUCCUUGUGCCUCAAAGACCACAUUGGCUUUACCUUCCUGCAGGCAUCCCUGGUCUGACGUCUGCAAGGUGGUGAUGUCAGAGAUGUGGCCACUGUGAGCAAAACUGCCUCCAACUUUCCAGGAUUAUUUCCUCCUCCUCCUCCUCAGGGACUACAGGCCAGGACAGGAAGCAGGGAAAUGAGUCAACAGAAUUUUUCCUGCCUCAGCUUUCCUGCGCAGAAUCUCAGCUUAUUUCUUGGCACUGGCAGGAUAGCUGAAAGAUUCUUACACUCCCUUGGAAGCAAGGAAUUCUGAGUUCCUCUGGUCUAGCUACAUAUUUUACCAAUGAGAAAACUGAGUCUUCAGAAUUUUCACCCCUUUCCAAAUCCAAUACUUUGGUCUCAGUUGAGCUGUGAGCAGAGGAGGGAGACUUACUCUACCUUGGCUCAAAAGAGUAUUGAAAGAAUGCAGAGAUCUCUCUCUAGACCCAAGGUUGCAAGUAAAUCCCAGCCUCAGGAGACAGGGAUGGAACAGAAAGGUGAUGCAAGGCAGAGCAACCAGUCUGUCCCCGUCUCUCUUUUGGGUACCAUGUGGACCGGAAAUACAGUUGUGCUCCUCUGCUGUGAGCCAGCCUUGCCUUCUCUUCUUGAGCCAAGACCUCAGCCUGUCAGCUCCAGACUCUUUAUAGCUCCUCAGUUGGGGAAGUAACCAGUAACUGACUAUGACCUCUGGUUCUCUGAGUUCAAACUGCCAAGUAGUUUCCCAGCAAUUUGAGAGGUUGAGGCAGCAGGAUCUCUUGAGUCUAUGCGGUAGACCCCUGAGGAAUAGAGCAAUUUAUUUAAAAAAGGAAAAGAAAAAGGAGUUUGAAUCUGAGUGGUUCCUGGCCAUGCAAUGGAUUAGAUAUCCAGUGCCAUCCAGCCAGCUGUGUUUGGGAGAAGCAUUGGAUGGAAAAUGACGGCUCUCUAGCUAAACUUAGCUGUGCUGUUGAGAGCAGGUUUUAAAGACGUGCUUGAGGAUGGGGGUGAUAGGCUACCCAGAAUCACAGUAGCUCUAACCACUCACUUGUUUAGCAGCUCUGUCUGCUGCAAAACAAGCACAAAUGAGCAAACAAUUUUUUUUUUGUCUUUUUUGUUUUUAUCGGUACCAGAGAUCGAACUCACAACUGCCUGCUUGCAAGGCAGGCGCUUAUGCCACUGAGCUAAAUCCCCAGCCCCUAUGAGCAAAGAAUUUGGGAUUCAAGUACUGGAUUUAAGAUUAUGGGCUGGAGGUGGAGCUCAGUGCUGAAGCCUUGGUUCGAUCCCCAGCAUUGCAAAAAGAAAAAAAAAAAAAGGUUGAAUGGUAACUGUGGACUUACAAGUGAGAACACUUUGUGUCCUCCUGGGUAAAAGGAGCUAGUAGUAUAUUCCACACAAGAUUUAGGGGUGGGGGGACGGGGAGUUCUGGUUUUGUUUUGUUUUUACAAGGGUGAAACACAGUAUUCAUUCAUGCAUUUAUUUCACAAUUUUUGAACACUUUCUUUUGUCUCAGGCCCUGUGCUGACUGGAUAUGCACCCUCUGCCUCUGCAGACCAUAGAGUCUAACUGAUGUGAGCACUUGGCACUUGUAGGCGGGACUGUACUGUGAGCGUGUGGUGGCUUUUUAGAUUCUCCAGUGCCACACAUGGACUCCUAGGUGUAUCUGCUACAACUUUGGCUUAGAUUUUAUGCUUACUAAGGAGUCACCUGUAUCAUGCAGUUUUCCCAUGCUGGGACAGUACCUGACACUGCACUUUAAGGAGGAGUGCUUUACUUGGCUCGUCAUUUCAGAGAGUUCAGUCUUGUCCAGCCAGCUCUGAGGCAAAAACACCACAGCGGAAAGGCAAGGCAGAGUAAAGCUGCUUAGUUCAUAGUGGCCAGGAAAAAAAGGGCAAAGGACAAGAUGUGGACCCCAAAGUCAUGACUUCAUGAUCUACCCAGACACACCCCAGAAGUUUGCUUUCCUAAUACCUAAGCUGCUCCCAAGCCAUUCAAGUUGGCAGUUAAGCUUAACUGUCACACAUACCCGAUUGCCAAUUCAGCCUUGCAAGCUAUCCAGCUCCUAAGAAAUGACUGUCCCAAUAAAGAUAGGAAAGGCCAUUUGUAGAAAAGCAGGUUUGUUAUAGUUUGCAUUACAGAUAAGUGAACUACCAUUCUUAUCUCUGAAAUAGCCUUGUAAGAGUUUGGUUCCCAUGAACCAGUCUCCAUUUGGAGGUGGUGACUGCCCCUCACAAAGUCCCAUCUGAGCCUUCAGAAAUUUGCUCUGAUUGUGCUUCUCUAGUGCAGCAUGUUUGUGCCCCUGCUGUAACCACUAAUCAGAAAAUCCCCAGUUAAUUCUGGCCCAGGACAUCUCUGAUGUACUUCAGAGCUGGCUGGAGUGAAAAGGGCUGGGGACUUGGGUCCCAGGGCAGAGGUGGAGACUCUGAUCAAACCUCUGGCCCUGCAGCCUCGCUGCAUUAGCCCGUGAAAUGGAGGUCAUUUGGAGAAUAAGAUUGUCGGGUAGAUUAGCAAUGAAGAACAUGGGCUUCAAGUUAGACAAUCUUAGGUUUAGUCUUGAUUUGGUCAGUUGGUGACCCCUGAGAAUUGUUUGGGUCUUUCAAACUUGAAUUUUUUCACCUGUAAAAUGGAGAUAACUGUACCCAUAGCUAUGGGUUGGUAUUGCUGAUUGAAAAGGUUCACUACAGACAUUCCUCAUUUAACAACCAAGUUCCAUUCCUGCACCUAGGUUGUUAAAUGAAUUGGUUGCUAAUGAGGAAUUAUAUGGUGUGUGCAUUGCAAUAUUCAGAACAGAGAGAUGGUCAAAGGAAACUCCAGCCCAAUGACUUUGCUUCGAUUUGUAUAACUCCUAAUUAGGGGCAGUACUGUAGUGUAUAACAACGUAAAACUGCAGUACUCUGCCACGCAGUACAGUUGGCAACAGUGACAGUGGCGUAUAAACAAGGUGUCCUACCGAAGACAUUGAAGCUUUAUAAAUAAGAUGGACAGCGCUGUGCAAAAAAAACCAAACCAAAAACAGAUUGUAAGUCCAGUCAUUGAGCAGGUAGCUCUUUAAACAAAGAAUAUCUGUAUUGGAGCACAGCGAAUUAGAGCCACCAGUCAGGACACAGAACUGGGGCAACCUCACCUUCCAAAUGGGCCAGAGAGGAUCACACCAGUAGUUCCGAGGACUCACUCAGCCCAGAAGGUCAUGAGCUGGAUACAGCAGCGAAGAGUUUACUGUGUGGCUGUGAGGCCAGGACAGCUCCUGCUGGGCUCAGGGUCACCCCCCUGGAGUUCUUAUUUGGGCAGCCGUCCUUGUCCCAGUCUGUGACAGGAAGAGGGGUUGAAAACAGAAGUCAGAGUUGGGGCCGGGGACUUAGCUCAGUGGCAUAAGCGUCUGACUGGCAAGUGCAAGAUCAUGAGUUUAAUCCCCGGUACCAAAAAAAAAAAGUCAGAGUCACAUUGAUGACCUACGGCGGUAGCCUCAGGGGAUCGGGGCCUCCAGGUAAAGUUGGGAGAUGAAAGGCCCUCCCGUGAUAACCCCAUACUGGCCACGUGGCACAGAUAAAGAUGGGUGUCAUCAGGAAGGCUACAUGUAGGACGAAGAAGCCUUGAGCUGGGCCUUGGAGACAAAAGCAUUCUGAUAGGCAAAGGGGAGUUCAGAGUGUUGGGAUGAGGACACAAAGCAGGUGUAGGGGUGCCCAGAGCAGCCAGGGUAGAUUAGCCAUGCACCUGUGCAUGGAAGGGCCAGCAGGGAGGAGUGGGGCCUAGGGCAGGCCACUCUGGCUGCCCACAGAGGAAGGGCCACAAGGCCAUCGGGGGGACAGAGAGGUGUCCAGGGGCUUGUGAGCACCGAGCACUGUUAGCACCUGUCUGGGGGCCAGCAGGGACAGACACUUUGUCCACCUUGCUUAGGUUGGACGGGUAGGAUGGAUGGUCACCUAGACCAGGUGGACAGAGGCAACCCAACUUCCCAAAUCCAGACUGACCUUCACAGAGACGCCCAGAGAUGCUCUGUCUACACCUCACACCGCACACUCAUGCCACCUCAGUCCCCAAGUGAAGUGACAGAGCCCACCCCUGGCAGAAACACAGGGUAAAGAUCUCCCUAGCCCAGUCUCUCUGCUGUUACAUAACAGAUCACAGCAACAUGUGCUGCAGCCACUUUCCGGGGAGUGGGAUCUAUCAGGACCUGGGGGACUCUGAAUUGACAAACUAUACCCUCCUCGCUCCUUCCCAGCAGACUGCUUGGCUACUUGAUAGGACACAGUUCAGCAUUUGGAUUUCAGUGAUCGCGCUGGCAGUGCCUGGUGCUGGCCCGGAGAAGCCACUCUCACCCCUUUAAGGUUCCAUAACCGCAUCCUCUGGGUUCCAGUGCUAUCCUAGAAUCUGGACCUCACAGCAGGAACAGCCAGGAGCCCAGCUAGCUCUGAUGUCCUGCCAAGUUGGGGAGGCAGGCUGGUGGUUCGUGAGCACCUCUGAGGAGCAGGGCUGGGUCCCUGCCACCUACCUGGAGGCCCAGAACGGCACUCGGGAUGACUCAGACAUCAACACCCCCAAGGCCGGGGAAGUGUCCAAGAGACGCAAGGCCUAUCAGCGGCGCCUGGAUCGCCGAUGGACCCUGGGCGGAAUGGUCAACAGGCAGCACAGCCGAGAAGAGAAGUACAUCACUGUGCAGCCCUACACCAGCCAGAGCAAGGAUGAGAUUGGCUUUGAGAAGGGCGUCACUGUGGAGGUGAUCCGGAAGAACCUGGAGGGCUGGUGGUACAUCAGAUACCUGGGCAAAGAGGGCUGGGCGCCAGCAUCCUACCUAAAGAAAGCCAAGGAUGACCUGCCAACCCGGAAGAAGAAUCUCACAGGCCCAGUGGAAAUCAUCGGCAACAUCAUGGAGAUCAGCAACCUGUUGAAUAAGAAGGCAUCUGGGGACAAGGAGACACUGCCCGCUGAGGGCGAGGCCUCUGAGACCCCCAUUGCUAAGAAGGAGAUCAGCCUGCCCAUUCUCUGCAAUGCCUCCAGUGGCAAUGCCUUGGGUGUUCCAGAAAGGACUAUCUCCAGGCUGGCCCAGGGCUCCCCAGCUGUGGCCAGGAUUGCCCCACAGAGGGCCCAGAUUAGCUCCCCGAACCUAAGGACAAGACCUCCACCUCGGAGAGAAUCGAGCCUGGGCUUCCAGUUGCCCAAGCCACCAGAGCCCCCUUCCGUUGAGGUGGAGUACUACACCAUCGCUGAGUUCCAGUCUUGCAUCUCCGACGGGAUCAGUUUCCGGGGCGGACAGAAGGCAGAGGUCAUCGACAAGAACUCAGGCGGCUGGUGGUACGUGCAGAUCGGUGAGAAGGAGGGCUGGGCUCCUGCCUCCUACAUCGAUAAGCGCAAGAAGCCCAACCUGAACCGUCGUACAAGCACACUGACCCGGCCCAAGGUUCCCCCACCAGCACCCCCCAGCAAACCCAAGGAAGCUGAGGAGGCCACUGCAGGUGCCAGCGAGAGCCAGGAGUCCCCGCUGAAGCUCAAAUAUGAAGAGCCUGAGUACGACAUACCGGCCUUUGGCUUUGACUCAGAACCAGAGCUGAGCGAGGAGCCCACAGAGGACAGAGGCUCAGGGGACAGGCGGCCUGCCCAGCCACGCAGGCCCUCACCCGCCUCCUCCCUACAGCGGGCCCGCUUCAAGGUAGGCGAGUCGUCAGAAGAUGUGGCACUGGAAGAGGAGACCAUCUAUGAGAACGAGGGCUUCCAGCCAUAUGCAGAGGACACUCUAUCAGUCAGAGGAUCCUCCGGGGACAGUGACUCCCCAGGGGGCUCCUCCUUGUCCCUUGCCAGGAAAAACUCCCCAAAGUCAGGUUCCCCCAAGUCAUCCUCACUCUUAAAGCUCAAGGCAGAGAAGAACACCCAGACAGAACUAGGGAAGAACCAUUCCUCAGCCUCCUUCUCCUCGUCCAUCACCAUCAACACCACCUGCUCCUCAUCUUCCUCCUCUUCCUCCUCCCUGUCUAAGAACAGCGAUGACCUGAAGCCCCGCUCUGCCUCAGACGCAGCCAUCCGUGGCACUCCCAAGGUUGGGGCCAAGAAAGAUGCUGACGUGAAGGCCGGACUGACCUCCUGCAUGCGGGCUAAGCCCUCUCUUCGGCCCAAGCCAUUACUGAACCGGGCAGAAUCACAGAACCAGGAGAAGAUGGAUAUAAGCACUUUACGGCGCCAGCUGAGACCCACGGGCCAGCUCCGGGGUGGCCUAAAGGGCUCCAGGAGUGAGGAUUCCGAGUUGCCCCCUCAGACAGUCUCAGAGGGGCUCAGUGAGAGGUCCAGGAGAGGCUCAGCUGAUGUCAUCACCCUCUCCACUGCCACUCCACAGUGUCCCCCCAAGGAGUGGGAAGGGCCAGCCACCUCCUAUGUGACCUGUAGUGCCUACCAGAAGGUUCAGGACUCGGAGAUCAGCUUCCCUGCGGGCGCCGAGGUACAAGUGCUGGAGAAGCUGGAGAGCGGGUGGUGGUACAUCCGGUUUGGGGAGCUGGAGGGCUGGGCACCCUCCCACUACCUGGUCCCUGAGCGGCAGGAGCAACCCGAGACCUCUAACACGGAGCCAGAAGCCGUGAGGAGCAAGGAGAGUGAGGGCAAGUCAGACAGCCUGGAAAAGAUCGAGAGGCACGUGCAGGCGCUCAACACUGUCAACCAGAGCAAGAGGGCAACCCCGCCUGUCCCUUGCAAGCCCCCCGGGGGCUUCGGCAAGCCCUCAGGUGCCACAGUGGUGAAGAUGCGGAAUGGCGUGCGGCAGGUGGCGGUCAGGCCGCAGUCCGUGUUUGUGUCCCCACCACCCAAAGAUAACAAUCUGUCCUGUGCCCUGCGGAGAAACGAGUCCCUCACGGCAACGGACGGCCUCCGAGGCGUCCGGCGGAAUUCUUCCUUUAGCACCGCACGCUCGGCCCCCUCUGAGACCAAGGGCCGCCUGGGGGAGCGCGCUGCCAGCCAAGGGUCGGAUUCACCCUUGCUGCCCACCCAGCGGAACUGUGUUCCCGUAUCCCCUGUGCGCCCCAAGCCCAUCGAGAAGUCCCAGUUCAUCCAUAAUAACCUCAAAGACUUGUAUGUCUCUAUCGCGGACUACGAGGGGGACGAGGAAACAGCAGGCUUCCAAGAGGGGGUGUCCAUGGAGGUACUGGAGAGGAACCCCAAUGGCUGGUGGUACUGCCAGAUCCUGGAUGAGGUGAAGCCCUUCAAAGGCUGGGUGCCCUCCAACUACCUUGAAAAGAAAAACUAGCGGGGGCCAUAGGGUCCCUCCGGCCAGUGUGGCGCUGUAGCUGCCACUGGAUGAGCAGUGACCACGAGUAGACAAAAGGGGAAGGACAGCCUGGGAGGAGGGGGGAGAUACAGCAUGGAACCUAGCAGAAAGUGUGACCUCCCUCACCUCUCCCCAGCUAGGAGGAAGGGGAUGAGCAGGAAAGGGAAUGGCGGGGGAGAACUGAGCCUUGGACCCAAGCGUGCACCACAGUGACUUUGCUGACGGACUGUGCACCAUCGGGGACCAGCAACACAGAAACCCCGAUCAUGCCUUUGCCGCAAACCUGGAAAAGAUGUGAUUGUAGGGACCUCUGGGGUCCUGCCCCGCUUGGCUCUUCUGGGGCAGGCAUCUUGCCACAAAGGUAGCCCUGGUAUUGUCCUAACCUGUAUUUGUGAAUUGUUCAAGGUUCCCAGGGAUAGCCACUGCCCUCAGAGGUGAAUGCGUGUGAAGACACCACCAGCCCUGAGGCUUGGAGGUGUCUCAUGUGAGCUUGUGUGCCCCUGGGCCAGGCCACUGUCAGUGUCUUGUAGGUGAGAAAAAAGUGGUUCCAAAGUGCCAGCGAGGGUCAUCCUUCUUAGAUGUCCCUGUUCUGGCCUUGAGGAGGAGCCUGCCCUUCUCCGGGCAGCCCUUGGAGGAGGCAUUCCCACUGGGCCCUUUGUGCCCAGCAGACUUAAGGGUGUCUCUCAUGGGUGAUUCCUUGGCGUGUUUCCAGAGAGGGGUAUUGAUUCGGGAAUUAUAUAUAUAUGUCAGGUCUUGGGUUUGGGUCUCACUCGGGUUGUUUGGGAGCCCGAGGGGGGCCGGCCUCACACGGGAGGGUAGACUUUCUGUUGUACUCUGUAGGAGGGGUUUGUUUUGAUUUGUUUGCUUCUGGCUUCACGUGUUCCCCUCCCAGAUGCCAAAGUUGUUCCCUUUGGUUUCCACUGUAUGGACAGUGCCUGGGGAUGGCACUCGCCAGAGAGAUGGGGGCUGGUUAAGUCCCAGUCCCAUACUCAGCGAUAAAAUCUUCUUUUGGCCCAACUGCUGGGGGGUGGGGGGUAAAGACUCUCCCCAGAGGGAGGAGAGCCUGAUGUCGGAGAGGAAGCGGCUGGCAGGCCAUUCAUUCUGUGUACGUUCUCCCACCAGGCGGGCUGAAAGCCUUACAUAGGAACUGUGGAGAAACGGCCAUGGCCCCCACCCUGGGUAGAGGGGACCCCACCUGGGCCCUGGGUCACACUGAAUGGACACCACCAACCACCCUCUUUUGCCUGUUGGCAGCACUACAGAGAAGACAGGACCCCUAUGCCAGGUGCUAGGUGCCAGCGCUGUCUUCCCGCAGGGCAGCACUCUGGCGAAGAGAGAAGCAGAGGGUGAAGUCUGCUGCAGAUCCUGUGUCAGCUCUGGACUGUGUCUUUCAAUGUUGACAUUUCAGAGGGGACCAUCCAGCUCAGCAGCUCCCCAAGGACUGGCCGUGGCUGCUGCCAGGAGUGGAUUUCGCACGUGCCUUUGUUUGGGACAGAUCAGGCCUCAGAGCUGCCCCAUCACUCAGUCGGCUGGGCUGGGGCUGCCCACCCCUCGCCGGGCAGGUCAGCCAGGACCCAGCAUCUCGGUUGCCCCAGAUCCCAGAAGCCUCUCCUGGGGUCUCCCAGCCCUGGCAGAUGCUCGCAUUCUUUGUCAAAGGGCCAUGGUGAGGUAGUUUUGUUUUGUUUUGCUCAUGAGCUUAAAAUUGAAAUUAGUUACUUUAUUUUUUUCUGCUGGACAGUAUUAAAUAGAACAGGAUGUUGAGUUAAUCUGCUAGAUUGCAGUACUAAUGGUAGUGGUUUAGUGUCCUCAUAUUAAUAUUAUUUGUACUUAUUUGAACAAUAAUGAUAAGGAAGUGGUUCAUUAUUUUUUAAUUAAUGCACUUUAAGAUGGAAUGAAAAGAAGCCCAGAGAGCAAAGUGCAUUACUUAAAGAUGCAGUAUAUACUUUUCUCGUUUUUAAACAGCACAUAUUUAUUAAAAGAAAAGUAAUUUAUGAUUAUUUAAAAUAAAAUUUAAAAGUAGCGAGACUGUCGGGUUAAAGGACCUUCCACAGAUGCCUCCCAGGGGUAGGGCCCUCAGCCUCGCUCCACAGAUGCCUGCACUGAGCCGGUGCCACCACUCACACCAGCCCCAGCUGGAGGGACAGGGCAGCUGCUGGCCACAGAGCGUCUCAGUAGGGCCAGCCUCAGCACUCCCCAGAGCCUGCCCUCCCGCCCCAUCAUCCACACUGCCCGGCAGGCUCUCUGCAGCCCCCAGGGACCCCCUCUCCUAGAUUCCCAGCAGGACUGGAAGGGACCAGGGAGGUCACUCUGUGCCACCCGUAUCUGUUCUGCAGCCUGAGGCCAGGAAAUGAUUUUCCCUAAAUCACACGACUAGUUCACAGCAUGCUUCCCGCUGCGUUCAUCCUGUCUCGGUUCCCCCCUCCCUGCCCCAGUUUAUCACGUGGUCAUCAUGUUUACAUUGUGACGUCCAGCCCCAGGGUGGCUGGGAGCUGCUCAGGCAUCCAGGAACAGUGGAGAGUGCUGCCACCUGGUGACAACACAUGGAUAGUUCUGGGCAGUGAACAGGAAAUUGCCGUGCCUGUCUCUGCACCACACCCUCGCCUUCACACACUCCCCCACAGCACAGCACAGCACAGCACACACCUGCAGACCCAAAUUUGUUAAUACUUGAAGCAAGAAGGUGCAUGCCAGUCCUUCUCAGACUCAGCCAGGGGUGCCAGGCUUCGUGCCCUGCACUCCUCGUCUGACCCAGGGCGAGAGGGCCUUUCCCUAGAGCUACUGAGCUACUUUGUGACUUCAGAGGGGGCUGCUGGCAGCAGCGGAGGAGGCCUGGGCUCUGACCCAUCUGGAGGAAAACCAGAUCAGACUUAAAGGAAAAAAGAAUGAAAUCUCAGCAGUGUCCAAACCUAAUUUUCCAUUGGUUGCAAUUGAAAAUGUGAAAUGAUGUUGUUUUGCUGUAUACUGCAACUUUAAUCAUAAUGAGCCCUUCUGAGGUCAUUAUUGAGGUUUAUAUAAUGCCCGAAGAUGCAUCAUUUGGUGCUUUGUUCUUCUUUCACUUUAAAGGCCUUUUUCUUUGACAAGGGAAGAAAAGAUUUUCAUCUCUGUCUCACUGUGCCCCUCUUUGUCACAGCACGCCUGGGUGCAUGGCCUAGCUCCUCUUCCCACUAGGCCACCAGCCUUGGGCACAGCGAGGAGGAGCAGGAAGGGGCACCCCAAGCAGCAGAGGUACUGUCUGUGCUGUGGGUCCCUCCCCCCGCAGUGGCUGUGGCUAGGUCUUAGCCUGUCCACCCCAGCCUGGCCCCAGACAUUUCUCUAUUCCUCAGUUCUCCAUCCUGACGAAGGCAUUAUAUAGAAUCAUUGUAAUCACUUUCAGAUGUUAGAGCAGCAUAUUUUCCUGGCAUUUAUACCCAUGGCUUUCCUCAGCAAGGCAUGUUACUGCUUUCAUCUCUAAGGAAAAGGGACAAGGGAAUUUCCGCCAAGCAUUAUUUUCAUAUUACUAGUACUUACUGAGUAGAUGUAGGACUAUUUAAGUUUAGACCUUGGUUUGAUAGUUUGUGUUGAUUUCAAGGGAGAAAAAAGAUGAAAUAAUCCCUACUCCUCCUGUUUUUUGUAUUUAAUAUAUUAUUUCUUUAAGGUUACUAAUUUCCCUAGCCCCCUCCAAAUACUUUGCAUUCUCAAUCGAAAAUGAAAACAAUCUGAGAGACAGAAAAAGUGCAAUAUUCCAGGAGGGAUGCCAGGGUCAGUGAGAGGCAGGAGGGAAACCCCGUGGCCCCAUCUGCAGAGGGUGGAAAGGGAAUCAGAAUCGUGGCACAGAUGCUGGGACCUGUGAGGUUUGAUGUUUCGGCCUCCUCUGCCCCUCUCCUUCCCUGGCAAGAUGGUAGAGGUCCCCACCAGGGGACAACCCCUUCACUUUUGCUUGUGUCUACCCAGAAGAAAGGGGUUCAGGGAAGUGGUCUGGGACUCUUGAAUCCCAGGCCCAUCUGCAGAGUGAGGACAUUCAGGAACCUGUCCUUGUGUUCGUUUCUGUCGUCUUUGUAGCCAGCUGCUCUGAGAGACCUGUCCUGAAAGCCCCCAACAGCCCUCUCACCCCAGGCUCCCGAUGUUUGGACUCUCACUCUUUUGAUGUACGUUUGAAUCUUUCUAAAACUGUGGAACCUCAAUUCAGUUUAUGGGCAGGAACCCUGGAUAUAAGCAAAUCCAUUUGGAGGGUGUGGGUACCUUAAGCCCCACAACCCCAGACAGAUCCAACUCCCUUAGACCUGUAGUGGACCUGGGCCACUCAUCUUGGUAUCUGAGGAGUGAACCCUGCCCCUGCCACACCCCCCAAAGCCCUACCCCCCAACAGUGUUCAAGAGUUCUCCGAGGAGACUCCAAGGGGUCUGCUUGAGUCUGCAGAUGGGACCCCCACAACAGGUACCAAGCUGGCCUUUCCUCUGUGCAGGUGCAGGAAGACACAGGGCAGGAAAUCUCUGGUCCAGGCACCCUGAGUCCACCCUGAGUUUGGCAGGUGUAUCCUUGCCACCUCGUUACCUCCACCUCAGUACUGUGUGCUUGCUGCUCCAACCCUGGGUUGAGUUUCUGCACAGAUAGGAAUGUUUGUACUCGGAGUAAGACUGGGCCCAUGUAAGUAUCUUACUCUCCUUGGAGGAGGAAAUCUACAAAUCUAGUCUCAGAAUCACCAUGCAAAGCUCUCUGGAAAGAGAACUGUCCACAUCACUAAAGAAUUAAGAUUCCCUCACUUUUUUGAGGGCUGUGUAUUGUGCCUGUGUGUGUGUGUGUGUAUGUGUGCACGCGCAUGUGUGAGUGUUGGUAAUUUCCCACUUGAGCUAAAUAACAUGGAGUUACAGAAAAAAAACGUUGGACAAGCUGUCUCCAUGGAACAAGUCCUUGGCAUUGGGCAGGACCCAAGGGACUCGCAGCUCCUGGCAGCAAGUAUGUGUGCGUGUGUCAUCCAUACGCACAAUUCUGGCUGGAGAGUGCAAUGUGUCUUAUUAUUAUUAUUAAUUAUUUUAUUAUUUAGUUGGAAACUUCACACUGGCAUUAACAGAUCUAGCAGAAGCAGCCUAAGCUGUUGUCCUGGGUUCCAAAUAAAGAUACAGCAGAGAGAUUGCUACUCUACAUGGAAAUGCUGAGUUGGUUAUUAGGUCACCCACCUGCAGGUUCCUCACCGCACAGGCAGACUCCCACUCCUCAUCCUGAGAGUCAUCAGUAGAGAGGCCCCGUAAGAUAUAAGAGCAGCUGGCCUGGGUUCCUGUUUCUGAGAACCAGCCUGUGGGAUGCUCAGCAAGACCUGCAGUGCACACAGCAGUGGCUCCAGGGCCUGCCUGGACACUUCAUGAAGCAGUGUAGAGGGGCUCCCCUGGGUCUUACUGAGGCUGUCUCACCCCUGUCGGGCAGCCUCGUGUGUGGUUCCAAGCUCUUCCAUCAGAGGCAGGAUCAGUGACCCAACAGGCAUUGGCCACGGCGAUUUUAAUUUUCCUCCCGCUCUGUCCUCACCUAUAGAUGCCUAGACCUGGAUCCCGUGUGCUCCCUCUUUCUCUGUGCUGUCUUUCUCAAUCUCCUGUUUGCACUUGACCUUGACAGUGAGCAUCCUCAGUCAUUCUAGUCCUAGAACCUAGUGGCCUUACACAGUGGGAUCCCAGUGCUGAAGGUCCCUGCCUUGCUCCCAGUUCCAUCCUGGACAGUGGCCUGGACCUUAGGACCUGCAUUGUUUUAGAGCAAAAGGCUUGACUGAGCACGUUGGAGACAGGGAGAGGUACGUUGGCAAGCCUGAGUGUGUGCGUGUCUGGGGCGGUGUGGGAAGAUAGAAAGAGUUUGGAGGUUUGUUUUGUCAUUAUUGAUUAGAAGGCAGAAGUUGAUGCUGAAUGUUUCAGAAAGUAGAGAGCAGGUAGGCAGGAAAUUUCAUGAUUUGACAUUCAAGGGUCCCUCCAGAGCAGAAAUUUGGAAAAUCCUCCAAAUUUGGCCUCUGAAGAAGCCAGCAGACCAGAUUGCUACUCCCUGGCCAUGAGCUGAUCUUUGCAAACGGGCAUUGAUUUACUUAGUGGAGAAGGGGUCUUGUAAGCAACAAACAAGUCUUUGGGUUUAGAGGCCCUUUUUCCAGCAGACUCACUUCCAUCUUCCAGGUUCCCGCUGACUUUGCCCACUGCCUUUGUCUCAUCCAUAGCUGGCCUCUCAGGCUGUGUGAAUCAGGCAUGAUUGAUUGUGAUGGGCCUCACAGUAGGCACCCACUGUCCCAAAACUGAAGUGCAAGGUCUGGUAGGUCGGUCUGGGAGGAACAUAACCUCGCUCACCUUCUACUGCUGGCCUGAGGCUCUUUUGUACCUGCAGUGGUUCUGUCUGCCCGGCACAUUACAAAUCGGACAGCUGAAGGGAACGCCCAUCAAGUUGCUCUUCCAUUUUUUUAGUGGCUUCUAACCAAAGCACACUGCUCCGAAAGAGUUAGAGCAGGGUACCUGGCCACCACUGUUGGAUUUUCACCCUGUUCUCUGCAGCCGGCUUCCUUAAAACCCAGGAUACAGCAUGGGCAGUGGGUGACCCUUCUGGUCCCUGAGAAGUCUGCAGAAAGUGACUUGUGAGCAGGACAGGUGUGAGUGCCCAUCACUGUGGGCUGCAUGGUUGCAGGUGCACUGGUGGAUGUCACCAGGACCCCAGAAUUGUAGGAGAUCCCUCGUGGCCUCCACACAGCCCUGCCCUGCUCCUGAUGGGCUCCAUGGGUCCAGGUUUUUUCCUUUCCCUCAGCAGAGAAACUGGACAGAUGCAGUGCAGUCAGCAUGAGUACUAAGAUAUUCCCAGGUUCAAUGGUGGUGCUAAACUAUCUCCAUGUUUCUGAUAUUUUUAAUGGUGGGCUGUUUCAAUCACCACAAACAUGCAGUGCCGUGGGGAAGAGACCCCACUUGGCCUGCUACUUUCCACGUGUCCUUUAUCACUUUGAUGGGACUCUUUGGUCUGCAAAAUGCUCUGUCUUGGCAUGCUUCUAGACUGUAAGACUUGGGUUGUUUUGUUUUGUAUUUGGUUUAUGUUUACAUGCAUCUUGUAUUUCUCUGAAAACUAAAUAAAGUUUUUGGCCUUUUUAA